CACCUUCCGCGCAAAGAGCUUCACGAAACCUCGAGCGACUGAAAGAGCUAAGAAGAUCUUCUAGGCUUGACGAAUUGGCAAGAUUUUUGUAGGCUGCCGAUUAGCUAGUAUAGUGUUCUUUUAAAAUUUCCCUUUUUUUACUAUUCGGUUUCUUUCUUUAGAGGCUUAGCUGCCGCAAUGCCCCCUCCUGUCACUCGGGCUCCAGCCCCGCGCCCCAACACAGCAACCGCAGCCUCGUCGUCGCCAUCCCUGCCCCUAGACCAAGGCUUCAGGCUCUUAACGUCGUUCAACUCGUUCCUGACGGUCGCCAUCCACAACAUCCUGUUCUACAGGGGCAUCUACCCCGCAUCCACCUUCCUGUCGGCGCGUGCAUACAACCUGCCGGUGCACCAGAACCGCCACCCCAAGGUCUGCUCGUGGAUCCGCGAUGCCGUCGACGCCGUGGCUGCCCAGAUUGCGGGCGGCCAUGUCGCACGCAUCGCCGUCGUGGUCCACUCGCCGCCUCCUGCUGCCUCUGACCCAUCAUCGUCAUCCGAGUCAAGCGGCUUAGCGGCGGGGGACGAGCAGCAGAGGGCAAAAAGGCUGCCGCCGCCCGGCUCGGUCCUCGAGCGCUGGAUGUUUGACGUAAGCCGGUUUCCGGCGUGGCCAACUGGCGGGAGUGCCGGGGGCGACGCCCCCAAAGCUAUGCGGGAUUUCGGCAAGAUGCUUUCAGAGCAAGCCUGCCACGAACAGAGCCGCGACAACCCCCCCUCCAAUAGCAGACCCCCGUCCAACGCGGCGGCAGGAGCGUUACGAGAUGAAAAGGUCAACUGGAUAGACGUGGAUGAGCAGUUCCGCGGCGCACUGCGGCGGAUGGCCUACGCAGGCGAGAAGAUGGACAGUCUUCCUGAGGGAUGCACGUUCACGAUAGCAGUAGAACUGCGGGACGAAGCACUGGCGCCGAUAGGGCAUCCACAGGCUUGGAUCCCCGCGAAGCCAAAUCUACUAUCUCCUGGAGUCGAAGACCGAUUUGGGCCGACGACUGAGGCUAGAAACGAUCUGGCCGGCGUCAAGACGAUGCCGGUGCGGUCAGUCGAGGCUGGCCCUCUGUUCUUUGAGUGCUGGAUCGAAGAAGCACAGGCAAGAGAUGAGACUGUAUAUGAUUGACCGUAGGCGCCGCAAUGGCAUGGCAAACUGUUGUGUUUUGCUACGCAUUCAGACAAUGCGGAUUCCGGCAGGCAGUCAGCAGAAAUUAGCUACCUUGCCGUAACUAUCUACAUCAACUGUACAGACUUGAAGAGGGGAAUGCCGAGCAGCCUUUUUGCGGGACAACCAAAGGUCUUCAUUGUGAUCCUUCUGCCUGUGAGGCUGGUGUCCACACCCGUAAGAGCUCCAACAGGCACCCUCAGAACCUAAACCGGAAUCUCAGAUGACCAACAAUGCAUCCGUCUCGACAAACCCAGAAAAGUUAUCUCGGUUUAAUGUAAUUAAAGUGCGACUCUCCAUUGUGGGAUAUCGUCGAGAAUUGAGAAGAACCCAACCGCAGCCGAGAGUAAGUCUAUGGUCGAAGUUCUCACAAACAGAAUUACA
This is a messenger RNA of Lasiosphaeria miniovina, 1569 nucleotides long. RefSeq names its product DNA-binding protein. The transcript is spliced from 2 exons. Lineage: Eukaryota; Fungi; Ascomycota; Sordariomycetes; Sordariales; Lasiosphaeriaceae. Bases 178 to 1146 code for a protein of 322 amino acids. Gene Ontology annotation, cellular component: zeta DNA polymerase complex. The record is from RefSeq and is a predicted model, not a curated record.